Molecule: messenger RNA, 744 nt
Organism: Coffea eugenioides
Lineage: Eukaryota; Viridiplantae; Streptophyta; Magnoliopsida; Gentianales; Rubiaceae
Product: non-specific lipid-transfer protein 2-like
Exons: 2
Coding region: 100-462 (120 amino acids)
Biological process (GO): lipid transport
Cellular component (GO): membrane
Molecular function (GO): lipid binding
Source: RefSeq, a predicted model, not a curated record
UAUCCAAAGCACGUAACUCCCAAGUUCUAAUCGAGUUAAAAGAAAUCUAUCGAAGUAAAUUUCUUUCUUUCUAGCCUCCUGCUAAAAACUUUUGUUGCAAUGGCAAGCUCAGCAAUGGUGAAGGUUCUUUGCGUGGGGUUGAUGGGAUUGGCGUUGCUUGCCCCGCAAGGCGAUGCGGCAAUUCCAUGCACCACGGUUUACAAUACCCUGUAUCCGUGUGUGAACUAUGUAAUGGGUACUGGUCCCUUGGGAGCUGAUUGUUGCAAUGGGAUUAAAACCCUUUACGGUGAAGCUAACACUACACCUGAUCGUCAGAGUGUUUGCACUUGCUUGAAAUCUAUUGCUUCCAAUGCCGGAGGCAGUAGCACUACCUUGGGCAAAGCUCGAAGCCUCCCUCAACAAUGUGGUGUUAACCUACCUUACGAGAUCUCUCCCACCAUUGACUGCUCUAAGGUUGUUUGAGUUUGAAGGGUUGGAGGUCUGAUCUUGAGUAUGAAGGUUUCAAGAUCUACAUUUCAAGGAAUUAUUCUGGAGUAUUAUAUAUUUCUAGCUUUCAAGGUUGCUUAGCGUCCUCGUUUUCCUCUUUCAGUUGUUGUUUUUGUAAUCCGGCAUUAAGGUCUAUCGGACCUUAAUCCGAGUACUUUUAGGCUGAUGUUCCAGUGUCUAUCGGACUUGUAGUGGUGGCAAAAUGGUUUUAUGUAUUUCAUAAAAUGUUAAUGAAUAUGUUUUUCUAUAUUAAUUCUA